GUAAGACGAGGAUUUCCAAGGUUUAAUUUUGAGAUUAAAAAUAAUCCGAUUCGGUGUUUAAUUCUCGGAAUAAUCGAUGUCUUAACGGGUUUGAUAAAGGAUCCCGCGCCAGUUGACGUCUGUUAAGAGCAUGUUCGUUACGGCCGUUCUGAGAAUGUGAAACUAGUCUAUGACAGAUUCGUAAAAAAAAAUAACUGUUUUUGAAACUAUUUUCUAUUUGAAAAUUGGCGUGGAAAGGAUAAAGAAAUUUCAACAUUGACCCGAGUUUCUAUUUGCAUUGACACGGGACGAGUGAGUAAUUUAUUAUAUCUGGAUUUCACCCCAUCCAAGGGCUGUUUCAUAAAGUAACAAGUACAAGUUGAAGGUGAAUUUUUAUACAAGCUGUAAAAUUAGUACAUACAACUGUUUCAUAAAGCUACAACAGUGGACUUGAGUGACAAAUCAUUAAAUCAUCACUAUAUUGACUGAAUCAAUGCCAUGGACAGGAAAAUAGAAAGAGAACAAUUAUAUAGAUAUCUGUGCCAUGUGGAAGAAAUUAGAGUGUGGUUGCAAACUGUACUGAAUGAAGACCUGCCAUCAACCAUAGCUUUUGAAGAAAGGCUUAGAAAUGGAGUGUUGUUGGCAAAAUUGGCUCAUUUUAUCUAUCCAAAGUUAGUUCCGCUUGCUAAAAUAUACGACCUCGAUGAAAAGAUAUAUGACAUCAAUGGACUUUGUUUCAAGCACACUGAGAAUAUUAACCAUUUUUUACUUGCCUUACAAAGGCUUUCUUUUCCACAGUCAAUAUGCCUGGAGACAACCGACAUUUACAACAAGAAUAACAUGCCUAAAGUGAUGUUCUGCCUACAUACGUUAAUAUCACAUCUUCACAAACUUAAUAAUACACCACAAAUUGAAUCUCUAGUUGGAAAAGUAACAUUCACAGACAAAGAAAUUGAUAUCCUGGGAGCAGAAUUCAAAGAACACACUCGUCAAAAUUUUCUUUUUGAUUUUCUGGAUAAAAGUGAAAAUGUCAAAAUUAAAAAUAAUAUUAAAAGGAAUAUAACAGGACAUACGGUUAAUGGAGCAAAACCAGAUAGUGAAAUUUUGGUUGCUUUCCAUGUGGCUCAAGCAGAAGAAAAUAAGGAAAACAUCAGUGGUAGUCCUAAAAAAGAUUUUAUGAAGAAAUUGAAUAAUGCAGUGGAGACUGGAUCGCUGAAAGAAUUUAUUGAAGCUAUACAUCAUCCUGCCCUUGGAAUAGACAAAAUGAAAUUGAAGUCUCAGUUUGUUUCGCUUUAUUUAAUGGAACUGAAAGAGGAUAAAAUUUGCCAGGGAAUGAUUCAGAGUGAUGGGGUUAAAUCGAGUAUCGACAUACUUUACUCUAUUGCUUUAAUAUCAGAAGCUGUUGAUACUAUGUGUCCAGAUAAAACCUGGUCUGCACUAAAUUCAUCAUUAGUGGUCUUUCAAGGACUGGACUAUGAUUUAAAAGACCAAUAUCUCAAGGCUUUAAGCGCUUGUAAACGUUUUAUUGAAAUAGAAAGGUGUGACUGUUCUAUUUUAUCGUAUAUGAAUAUCCAGGAUUGUAUCGAUUUAGUUAAUGAAAGAAGAAAAACACUUUUACAAGAAGAAAUAGAAGAAAUCCAAUCCGACCCCCUUAACCCACUGAAUUCUUUAGAAUAUAAAGUUUUAGAGGAUGACUCGAGUUUUUAUUCAGAACUGUUGGUAACUCCGCACAACUUGAACACAGAUUGCGUUAACAUGGAAAAUGCUUGGCUACUACAGCAAUAUUUAAAAGACUGCUUGACUAGUCAGAAUAGGAAUAGCAGAAAAUGCUCAAAUUUGACCUUGGAAUUGCUUGAAGAAGGACUUAGUUAUAUGCAAAGUUUAGUUGCAACUGUAGUAUCAGACAUCAAAUGGCUACAAAAGCUAAAUACUUCUCUUAUACAAGGACAUUCAGAAAGAGUUGUAGAUCUGAUCAUUUCUCUGUCUGGUGUAAAUGAAGACAAUGUAAAUUUUAUUGCAUAUUUGUUAAUAGCGAGAAAGAAGGCAAUGACUGGCCAAUCUCCUUGGAUUAAACAUACAGUUGGUUUAGCCAAUAUUACAAUUAAUCUAACAACGGAACAAUAUUACUGGAGUCAUACAAUAGAUGCUGAUGAACCUUGUUACGUUUCUUUAAGUGAUGUUGAGAGAGUCAUUCGUACUGUCAACAGUAAACACUUAGUGAGAAGGAUUUGCAAACUGCAAUCUCAUUGCAGAGGAUACUUGAUCAGGAAACAAAUCAGGUCAAAUCUAGAAAAAUCUGACUUGGAAAUAAAUCUGAAGAGAGACCCAGUUGUAAUAAUACAGGCAGCUUGGAGAGGGUACAGAGUACGCAAACUAUUCAAGAGCAUAUUGACAGUUGAAAAUGUAACCUACAAAAACUUACGAGCUUUUUUGUCGUUGGUUGAUGUGAACACGGCCGAUUAUAAACGAGAAAUACAUUUGCAGGCUUUGCGAGGACAAGUGGCCCAGUCAAUAAGAACAAACACUGAAUUAAUGGAACAAAUCAAUAAAAUGGACAUAACAAUAGGACUUUUAGUACAAAAUAAAAUAUCUUUAAUGGAUGCUGUAGAAGAGUCUAAAAGACUUGGGAUUGGUGUUAAAGGGUUGAAGAGCUUGAGGGCUGAUAAUAGGCGAAUUUUAGAAGGAUAUGAACAUCUUUUUUACACCUUGCAAACAUCACCUCACUACUUGGCCAAAUUGUUAUUUUGCUUGCCACAAAAUAGGAGUUCCAAAUUUUUACAAUCAGUCAUAUUUAGUUUAUAUAAUUUCGGAGCUAACCAGAGAAAUGAAUAUUUACUUCUAAAAUUAUUUCAGCAUGCUCUUAAAGAAGAAAUCAGAAAUAAAUUUACCAAUCCAUUAGAGGUUAUAACUGGUAAUCCGUUGGUAUUGAAAAUGGUGGUGAAUUACGCUCGAUUGACGUCAGGCCACAACGCUUUGAGGCAUAUUUUAGGACAACUUUUGAUGAAGGUUCUUAAUAAUAAAGAAAUGACAAUAGAAACAAACCCUGUUUCAAUUUAUAAUCAUUGGCGUAAUGAGACGGAAAUGAACUCCGGCAAAUCCUUUGAUUUACCCCACACUGUGUCAUAUGAUGUGGCUUUAAGUCAUCCAGAAGUAGUUAAACGUGUCAACAAAGCAUUAGACCUACUGAAAUCAUAUGUAAGAAUGUUUCUCAAGAGGAUAGUCUCAACGAGAGAUUGUUUACCGUACGGUUUGAGGUUUAUUGCCAAAGAACUGAAAUCAGCGUUAAUGUCAAAAUUUCCCAAUGCACCAUUAAAAGAAAUAAUGAAGGUCGUUGGAAACAUGCUUUAUUAUCAAUUCAUCAAUUCAGCGAUUGUCGCUCCUGAUGCAUUUGAUAUUAUAUCUCUGCCAGCUGGUAAAACUCUUUCAAGCGAUGAGCGUCAUUCUUUAGCAAGCAUAGCGAAAAUCUUGCAAUUUGCAGCAGCAAAAAAAGGGUUUGGAGAUGAAUCAAGACAUCUCAUGUGUGUAAAUCCGUUCAUUAUUGAAUGUCAUGAUGUAUUUAAAGAACACUUCCUACAAUGUUGUGAGGUCGAAGACUUAGAUGUUCACUUUUCAAUAAAUGAGUACACCGAAGCUACGUUGAUUACUUCUCCUAUAAUUUAUAUUUCAUUACAAGAAAUAUUAGAAAUUCAUACUCUACUGAAUGAUAAUAAAAAUGAAAUUGCACCAGAAGUAAAUGAUCCUCUAAAAGAAUUGCUCAAUGAUUUAGGGCCAGUACCUACAUUGUCUCAGCUGUCAGGUUAUGAUGGCAGUGAUGACUACAACGAACGUCAAAUAGCCAAAACUGAAAUUUGUAUAAAACUUAAGAAUAAAUUUGAAGGAUUCGCUGAAAGCAACACAGAUCUGAACAAACUUUUUGUGCGAGCAAAGGAAAUUCUAGUUAUGGUAUUUCCAUAUUUAUCCGGCCACACGUUGCCAGGCGCCCUUAGAAUUGAAAGCACAAAAGAUGAGGCAAAUUUAUUUAAAGAAAGAAACCCCGAGCAAGGGACACUUAAAGAAUGUAAAUCCAAGUUGAAAAAAUAUUUAAAUCAGUUGUGUGAUCAGGGUGUGAUCAGCAAAGACAAUAGCUAUCAAUGCAUAUUAAAUUCUAUCGCUGCUGACAUUUCAAAUAAAAAUAAAUACAGAAAGCAGCAAUCUAAGGACUUGUGCAAUGUGGAAGCAACUUUGAAAAGCCUGAAAGAAAAGACUGCAUAUUAUCAAGAUCAAAUUGUUUCCUACCAACAGUAUAUUGAGAGAUGUUUAGAAAACCUUAACAGCGGAAAACGGAAUAUUCAUGUUGUGAAAAGGACUAACCCCAAUGAAAAAUUUAAUUCGAAACAUGUUUUAAAAUACACUGGAACAAAAUUAUUCGAUAAAGGUAUAUUAAUAUCUAUCGACGGCCUCCCUCCUUCUCAAUAUAAGCACGUACUGUUUGAAAUUCGCCCUUCAGACCAUAACGGGAUAUUUGACAUAACUGGGAAAUUUAUGGGAGUCGAAGUGGAAAACGUUGAAAUCGAUAUGCAAGACUUAUUGCAGCUCCAGUAUAAUGGUGUAGGCGUGAAAAAUAUUUUUGGAAAAGCAAAAAUUAAUAUCAAUUUAUUAUUAUUUCUCCUCAAUGCGAAAUAUUACAAGAAAACUAAAUAGAGUUUUUUUAUCUCUUGUUUUAUCUAUUCAAUGUGUUAUAAAAUGUGAUAUAGUUUAUUUAACUUAACACUUUUGUUAAUACCAAUUUAAUUUAAAUUAAUAUAUUUACUUUUUAACAUUACACUUUAAUAUUUUUUUUAAUAUUAUUUUUAUGUUAAUUUAACAUGUUAUUGUAUACAUAGUAUGCUGUUAGUUUUUAAUAUUUGUUUUGGAUAUAAAUUUGUUGUAAAAGUGUUCUUUUAAUUCAUAAUGUCAUUAUAUAAACUCAUCAAAAAUCUUAUUUGAAAUGUUGUAUGAAUAUGCAACUCAAAUUAAUUCAAUAUAUAAAACCGAUACAAGAAGUUAACCCACUUAAGUUGCGAUAAAACUUACGGGCAACUUUAGACUGUGUAAUAACGUAAUAAUAUACUUAAUAUUUUUUAAUAUAUACACACAAAAAAUAACAUAUUGUAGUCUUAC
Cimex lectularius (bed bug) is the source of this 5118-nucleotide messenger RNA. RefSeq names its product ras GTPase-activating-like protein IQGAP1. Gene Ontology annotation, cellular component: cytoplasm. Gene Ontology annotation, molecular function: calmodulin binding; actin filament binding; GTPase activator activity. Bases 478 to 4659 code for a protein of 1393 amino acids. Gene Ontology annotation, biological process: regulation of actin cytoskeleton organization; regulation of GTPase activity. Lineage: Eukaryota; Metazoa; Arthropoda; Insecta; Hemiptera; Cimicidae. The transcript is spliced from 31 exons. The record is from RefSeq and is a predicted model, not a curated record.